Diabrotica virgifera virgifera (western corn rootworm) is the source of this 10618-nucleotide messenger RNA. RefSeq names its product protein strawberry notch. Gene Ontology annotation, molecular function: histone binding; chromatin DNA binding. Gene Ontology annotation, cellular component: nucleus. The transcript is spliced from 20 exons. Gene Ontology annotation, biological process: regulation of DNA-templated transcription. The record is from RefSeq and is a predicted model, not a curated record. NCBI's taxonomy places the organism in Eukaryota, Metazoa, Arthropoda, Insecta, Coleoptera, Chrysomelidae. The coding region runs from base 291 to 4343 and encodes 1350 amino acids.
AUUCUUUUGUCACCAGAAAUCAAUGUUGGCAAGCGUUAGUACAAUUUGGGAUGUCGAAUGGCGUACUAGCGUGACUGGUUUUCGUCGUUGUUCUCCCUUUUAAAACAAAAUAAUGCCGCGUUCUAAGAAAGUUGUAAGUUAAUUAUCGUGUCAGUGAAUAUUUAGAAUACAGAGCUAUUCUAUUUUAAGUAUAUUAGUCGCUUUAUAUACUUUCUGCAUGUCUGCGAAUGAGUAAAAAAAUGAAUUAAAGAUUUACAAUACUCUUACUGUUUGUUUGCUAGUCUAAAAAGAUGACGGACGAAGAAGAAAAUAUGUCUGAUAGUGACUUUGGGGAAGAUGAAGAUCCUGAUAAAAUUGAGGUGCCAGGAGGCGGUAAAGAUCUGGCUGCAGCAGCUGCGAUGCUGGAAUCGAGGGAGAAACAACUUAAACAAGAGGCCCUAAAACAAGAACCUUUCAAAGAAGAAUACAAACCCGACAUGGCUAAAAUGAUGCAAAUGCCAAUGAAUGCUUUCCCCAAAAUGGCCCAGAAUAUACAUCCCAGUACAUAUGACAUGAUGAGAGCACCUACAAUGGGUUCCCCAUACGGGAUGAGCAGUGUGGCCGCAAUGGCAAGUAUGCUCAACAGUUUGGGGAGCCCGAUCAACGUCAGCUCUUUAUUCCCACCCCAAGCUUCUGGCACGGGAGCAGGACCUGGCUUCAACGCUGCACAGUUUCUGCAGCAGAGUAAGUCCUAUAUCAGGAGCUUGGAGAUGCUUAAUCCCUACUUUAACCCCGGAUAUUUCUCGAUGUUCUACCCUGGCGGAAACAUGGCUCCGUGGGGCGGACCUCUUAGCAAUAAAGCUGUCCAGUCCAUGUGGAUGAACCAGAUGGAUAACAAACCCAUGCCUCAUCAAGAAGAGGAGGAAGUAGACGACGAAGAACUGGGGGUUGCUGAAACCUACGCCGACUAUAUGCCAUCGAAACUGAAGCUGGGCAGAAAACAUCCUGACCCCGUUGUCGAAACAGCUUCGUUAUCUAGUGUAGCUCCAGCCGACGUUUGGUACGAACUGUCGAUACCGGACGAGACUAUAAACAAAGGACAUUUGUCUGCUUUGCAGUUGGAGAGUAUUACUUAUGCUUCACAAGCACACUCACACAUAUUACCAAAUAAGUCAAGGGCUGGAUUCUUGAUAGGUGAUGGUGCGGGUGUUGGCAAAGGCCGUACCAUAGCCGGAAUCAUCUUCGAAAAUUACCUGAAAGGCCGCAAGAAAGCCAUCUGGGUUUCGGUAUCGAACGAUCUCAAAUACGAUGCCGAACGUGAUUUGCGAGACAUCGGCGCCGGGAAAAUAGACGUGCACCCUCUCAACAAACUCAAAUACGCCAAAAUCAAUUCCAGUACCAAUGGCAACGUGAAGAAAGGAGUCGUGUUUAGCACUUAUUCUGCCUUGAUUGGGGAAAGCAACUCGGCCGGGGGAAAAUAUAAGUCCAGACUGAAGCAGUUGUUGCAGUGGUGUGGAUCUGAUUUCGAUGGGCUUAUAGUUUUUGACGAGUGUCAUAGAGCUAAGAAUUUAUGUCCCGUUGGUUCAUCCAAACCCACAAAAACCGGUUUAACUGUCCUCGAAUUACAAAAUAAGCUUCCCCAGGCGAGGGUUAUUUAUGCGUCAGCUACAGGAGCCUCAGAACCAAGAAACAUGGCCUACAUGGUGAGAUUAGGAUUGUGGGGUGAAGGUACACCUUUCAAAGAAUUUGCAGAUUUUAUAUCGGCAGUUGAAAAGAGAGGUGUAGGAGCUAUGGAAAUUGUAGCCAUGGAUAUGAAGUUAAGAGGAAUGUAUAUAGCGAGACAACUUAGUUUCCAUGGUGUAGCUUUUAAGAUAGAAGAAGUUCCCCUUUCCAAAGAUUUCGAAAAAGUAUAUGAUGCCAGCGUGAAGUUGUGGGUGGAAGCGAUGCAGAAGUUUCACGAAGCUGCAGAGCUAGUCGACGCCGAAAAUCGAAUGCGCAAGACUAUGUGGGGACAGUUCUGGUCGUCGCAUCAACGGUUUUUCAAAUAUCUUUGUAUAGCAGCUAAGGUACCGCACGCUGUAGCAGUUGCACACGAAGCUAUAAAAAUGGGAAAAUGUGUAGUAAUAGGUUUACAAAGUACAGGAGAAGCCAGAACUCUGGAACAGUUAGAAAGAGAUGACGGAGAAUUAUCCGAUUUUGUUUCUACUGCCAAAGGUGUAUUUCAAACGUUGGUCGAGAAACACUUUCCUGCGCCUGAUCGGAAUCGUAUCCAUAAGCUUUUAGGUUUGGAACCUGCUCCUGCUAAAAAAGCUCCUGCUACAAACGGAAACGAUGAAGCGAACAGUUCUUCAAGCAAACGUAAACCAGUUCGACAAGCGGCAGCUCGAGCAAAUAAACGGAACAAAUGGUCGACGUCAGACACUGAAGAAUCGAUCAAAAGCGACGGUUCUGAUUUCGAAAUGUCAGAGGCGGAAAGCGAAAUAUCCGAAGAACAUUCCGAUUCCAACGUCAGUAGUGAUUUCAAUCCAUUCCAGUCGGGCAGCGACUCAGAUGACGAUCCUUGGAAUAGAAAGAAGAAGGGAAAGAAGCAGAAAAAACCCCCGAAAAAGAAGAUUUCUGCUCAGGAUAAGCUGUCGUUGAUGUUGAGUAGGAAGACUAGUAAAGCUAACAAACCAAACGGGAGCGGUUUCCCGCCCGUAGCCCCACCGAUGGACGCCAUCGAACGCGCCUGUAGCAUGAAAGAAGAAUUACUGACAGCUAUCGAGAAGUUGGGAGAAAAACUGCCGCCUAAUACAUUGGAUCAGCUCAUAGACGAACUGGGAGGUCCGGAAAACGUCGCCGAGAUGACUGGUCGUAAAGGACGAGUAGUGUCGACAGAAGAUGGCGGAAUUCAGUAUGAGAGUAGGUCAGAAAAUGAUGUUCCUUUAGAAACAUUAAAUCUGACAGAAAAACAAAGGUUCAUGGAUGGCGAGAAGGAUGUGGCUAUUAUUUCAGAAGCUGCAUCAAGUGGUAUUUCACUUCAGAGUGACAGGCGAGUUAAGAAUCAAAGACGGAGGGUACACAUCACAUUAGAAUUACCUUGGUCUGCCGAUAGGGCUAUUCAGCAAUUCGGAAGAACUCACAGGAGUAAUCAAGUUAAUGCUCCUGAAUACCAAUUCCUUAUUUCUGAUCUUGCCGGAGAACGAAGAUUCGCAUCUAUUGUCGCAAAAAGGUUAGAAAGUUUAGGUGCUCUGACCCACGGCGACCGUCGAGCGACCGAAACGCGCGAUCUCAGUCAAUUCAACAUCGACAACAAGUACGGUCGUUCCGCUUUGGAAGCGACCAUGAAGGCCGUAAUGGGUUACGAACAACCGGUAGUCCCGCCCCCACGAGACUACAAGGGCGACUUCUUCAAAGACAUCGCCGCUGCGUUGAUCGGCGUGGGGAUGAUUGUAAAUAGCGAAAAUAUGCCGGGAGUGCUGUCCUUAGAUAAGGAUUAUAAUAAUAUGUCCAAGUUCCUUAACCGUAUUUUGGGUAUGCCUGUAGAAUUGCAGAAUAGGCUAUUCAAGUAUUUUACUGAUACUCUUGCUGCUAUCAUCACAUCAGCUAAAAAAUCCGGCAGAUUCGAUCUAGGUAUUCUGGAUCUUGGUGCUGGAGGAGAACUAGUGAAACGAGUUCGCACGGUGACGUUCCUAAGAAAACACGCGACAGGUAUCGCUCCCACAGAACUUCAUACGGUUCAUGUGGAACGAGGCAUGGCGUGGCCAGAGGCCUUAGAAAAGUUUUCAGAUCUGAUUGGAGAACAUGAAGGUUUCUGGAUAUCGCAUCAAAUCCGGAAUGGUAAAACGACUGCCAUCUUAGCCAUCGCUGUAGAUACUGGUGGUGGUGGGGGAGGCACCAAAGGCAAGAAGGAAGGUAAAAAGGAAAGCAAGAAAGAUAUGAUGUUUUCCGUGUACAGGCCGAACACAGGGUUGCAAUUCAGACAGGAGAGUUUAGCUGAACUAGAGAAAAAAUACAAAAAAGUGGAAUCUGGCGAAGCAGAAAAAUCCUGGUCUCAACAAUACGACGCUUCUGUAAAUACUUGUUCUCACGCAUAUUGGAGAGGUAAUUGCCGAAACGUCUCAGUAGGACACGAUUGUGAAGUCGGACUAAGACGAAGAACCUACAACGUAGUGUCUGGUUCGGUACUGUCGGUGUGGAGUAGAGUCGAAGGAGUUUUGGCGAGCAAAACGGGCUCUCAGAAUAAGAUGCAAGUUAUACGUUUACGGACCAAAGAUGACAUUAAAGUUGUGGGUACACUCAUUCCAAAAAAUUGUGUAGACGAUUUAAUCAAGGCUCUAUCGUCUGACGCGGAAAAGACAGAGGAAAAAACUUUCGAAGAUUAAAGAGACUGAAAAGUGAAGUAAAAACGCUAUCAUCAGUUGAACACUUGAUAUCACAAAUUUGCCAGUGUAUUUUUUCGUCCUUAACUUAUAUUGUUUGUUAAUUUUUCGAAUUUGUGAUAUCAAUUGUAACUUUUUAGGAAACAAAUACAGGGCAAAUAUAGUAUUUUGCGGCACUACAAAAAUGAGUUGCAUUGUAGUCCAGUGAAUCGUAUCGUGUGGAUUAAUUUUUUUUCUUUAUUUGGAAAGCCAAUCUUAGCAAAGGGAACCAAACGUUUUUGAUUUUUAAUUUUAUCCUUAAUUAUUACAUAUUAUAUAUAAGGUUCUUGAACUCCCUAGUGGAGCAUAGAGCUUUAGUGAAAACGCGCAAUCGGGUUCUAUUUUGCGCUAAGGCCUUCACCCCAUUCCAAGACUUUCCUUGACUUCUUAUCUCGUCCAUGAUGGAUCUUCUCCAAGUUUGUGUUGGGCAACCUCUUUCUCUUUUUCCUUGAGGAUUCCACUCUAGUGCAGUCUUUGCAAUACUGGAACUAUUUUUUCGGGGUGUUUCAACGGUGGAACUAUUUUUUCAAAGCGGGGAUCCAACCCCACUUUCUGGACAUUAUUUCAUUUUCUAUCCUUUUUUUGUUCGGUCAGGUGUAAGUAGAUCUUCGUUUCUGAUGAUUUUAGGCCAGAAAACGAACAAUUCUUCGUAGACAUUUGUUAACAAAGACCUGCAGUUUGUCUGUAAGGGUUUUUGUCACUUUCCAGGUUUCACAUCCGUGGGGUAGAACAGACAUGACAUUUGACUGGAAUAUUCGGAUCUUUGUCCUUGUAGUGUACUCGCCAGACCCCCAAACACUGUUGAGCAUGCUGAAUGCUUGUUCAGCUUUUCGUAUCCUCGUAUGAAUAUCGUCUUCUGUACCUCCGUUUUCUGUUAUGACUCUUCCAAGAUACGUAAAGUUUUCCACAUUUUCAUUCUGCAUAUUGUCACUAGUAAAUAGCGUGUUGUUCCUUGCAUUUAUUCUCACGGACUUGGUUUUACUAAUAUUGAUUUUCAAAUCUGUUUUAUUGGCUUCAGUACAAAGUGUUUCCAAUUGGCCAGCCACAUCUUGGAACCUUUGUCCCAAUAUGCAUAUAUCGUCCGUGUAUUCUAGAUCGUUUAGGCGUGUGGUUACCUUCAAUUGUAUCCCUCUUGUGUCUGAGUCCACUUUGGAGAGAACAUAGUCUAUAGCUAUGUUAAAAAGAAACGGAGAAAACACGUAUUCCUGUCUGACUCCAGUAAGUACGUCAAGUUAGUCCCUGUCUCAUGUUGAUCCCAUUGUGUAUCACACUGCGUUUCGCCUUUAUAAUGGAAAUUAUUUUAUGCGGAAUGUUUCUUAGCUCUAAAAUUUUCCAUAUAGCAGCAUGAGAUAAGCUGUCAAAGGCACAUUCGAAAGCAACAACAACUAGUAUAAUAGGGGUGUAAUAGAUCAAACUUAGGGCCAUCAUGAUAACUAUCAAAAUUAACCGCCCAAGAUGGGCGGCCAUGUUAUGUUUAUGGAUGAAAAUGAUCCUACCAAAAUAACUGCUAAAUGGACUUUAGACGUAUACAGGGUGUCCCCGAAAAUAGUGCGUUCCUUUAAGGUAUGGAUAUAAUACACAAUUUAGAACAAAAAAGUCCUAUAACAUUUUUUUCUAAAGUUAACAGUUUCCAAGAAAAAAAUUACAUUGUUCUCCAUAUAAGUGAGUUUUUAUUUUCAUAAAUUUGAAUGACAUGGCAACGUAGCCUAGAAGAACUUGCUGUGACUGUGGAAAUUUAAAGUAAUAACCCCUUGUUUAUUUACUUUGAGGUGUGAUUUUUGGGGUUGUUGGAUGUGGGUUUGGUUGAUAUUUACAUUAUUUUACCUAGCAGAUCCAACCGACCUACAAACCUACUUUUUUAAUCUUUAGAUUUUUGAGUUGCGCGUUUUUGCCAGACUUCAAUUUGCAUAUCAAAAUGUAUUUUCGUUUUUUGGUCAAACGGAUCACUUUAGAAAAAAAUGUUAUAAGACUUUUUUGCUCUACAUUGUGCCUUCACCUAUACCUUUAAGGAACGCACUAUUUUCGGGGACACCCUGUAUAUUGAGAUAGACAGUCUAACCUCCGCGCUUUCUGACAAAAUCUCUUGGUUGGCGGAAUCUCUUUCUAGCAUGUUGUAUCGAGAAACUAAGUGGGGUUAUGGCACGGAAAGGGAGAACUACUGUCGCAGCUUUACUAUGCGUAAGAGUGAAACAGCACUGAGCAAAAAAAAGGAUGGUGUCGUCACUUCACUGAACAUGACACUCUGUUUAUGUUAAUACAGGGUGUCCAGAAACUCUACCGACAAACGAAGACAGGAGAUUCCUCAGGUAAUUUUAAGACAAUUUAACCAAAUUCACCUUGUCCGAAAUUGCUUCCUAAGGGAGCUAGAGCUGUUUGAAAAUGGCGCCUUGUAAUUAGUGUUUCUUAAAUACCCCCAGAACGCUUCUAGUUAGAAAAACAAAAAUUGGUAUGCAUAUUUAUCUUCCAGAGAUACAUCGAUUACAUCCAUUGCGAAUUUAUAGUACCGGUCAUAGGCGUCCGUUUUGGGUAGGGUAUCGGUUAUUUUAUCGUAUAACUUUUUUGUCUUUAAAUUUUAUGCAUUUUUCACUUUGGAUUAUUAAAUUGUAAGGUAUGCUAGUACUAAAAGGUACUCUUGAUUUAAGUCGAUAGGACACACCGUUUUCUAGAAAAAUCGAUUUGAAAAUUUUUCGUCUCUUGAAUUUGAAAAAUGUUUUCAAAAAACGGUAUAUUUUACGAACUUAAACGAAGAGUAACUUUUACUCCUAUAAUACGUCAUAAUUUAAUAAUCUAGUGUCAAAAAUCUUAAAAAUUAAAGACAAAAAAAGUUAUGCGAUAAAAUAACCGUUGACCUACCCAAAACCGACGCAUAUGACUGAUACUUGAAAUUCGCAAUUAAUGAAAUCGAUUCAUCUCUGGAAUAUAAUUAAACGUACAAGUUUUCGUUUUUCUAAAUAGUUUUUUUUUAAUUUUUUUUUUGAAAUUUAAGGAACAAAAAAUUUUCAAAUCAAUUUUUCUAGAAAACGGUGUAUCCUAUCGACUUAACAAGAGUACCUUUUAAUACAAGAAUACCUCACAAUUUCAUAAUCCAGAGUCAAAAAUGCUUAAAAGUUACAGACAAAAAAGUUAUGCGAUAAAGUAACCGUUGCCCUACCCAAAACGGACGCCUAUGACCUGUACUAGAAAUUUACAAUGGAUGGAAUCGAUUUAUCUCUAGAAGAUAAAUAUGCAUACCAAUUUUUGUUUUUCUAAAUAGAAGCGUUCCGGAGGUAUUUAAGAAAAACUAAUUACCAGACGCCAUCUUCAAAUAGCUCUAGCUCCCUUAGGAAGCGUUUUCGGACUAAGUGAAUUGGGUUAAAUUGUCUUAAAAUUAUCUGAGGAAUCUCCUGUAUUCGUUUGUCGGUAGAGUUGCUGGACACCCUGUAUAUAUGUAUGUCUAUGAAAUAGGCCGAUCGAAAGAAGAAGAAGGGGGUGACAUAAAUUCAGAUAUCUGGAGGAUGUGCAGGAAGAUUUAAGGAGUAUUCCGUGAGAUUGAAGUAAGGGGAUUGAGAAGACAGGUACUCAACAAGGAAGAAUGUUUUGAGGCAAGCCAAGGCUCACGAAGGCUGUAGCGUCAACUGAUGAUGAUUCUUCAGUUAUGCGUUGAGAAUAAUAGCAGGGAAAGGGUCAUUAUAAACAAUAAGUUCUUUUAUGGCUCAAGACAGGCCGAUGAUUAAGGGGACAUCUUGGAUUUUAAAGCACCCUAUUGUGGCUGCAUUUUUAUUCACAGUGUUGCCAUGCUGUUUUCUAUAUAUUUCUUUCAUAAUUUCAAUCAAUGUUAAAUAUACCUACAAGAAUAAUAGAAUAAUAACAUUUACUUCUCCGUCAUUAUACUAGGUAUAAUGAUAAAUGAGGUGUCAAAUUAAAGCUUAUAAUCCAAGGAUAGGACUAAAGGUAAGAAAUUAGACCUAUUGUAGGUUGUUUGUCCGUCUGUCUGUCUGACCGCGAAUAUAACUCCUCCGUUACUAUACCAGGUAGAAUGACAAAUGAGGUGUCAAAUGAAAGCUUAUAAUCCAAGGAUGGUACUGAAGGUGAGAAAUUUGACAUAGGUUGUCUGUCCGCCUGUCCGUCCGACCGCGAAUAUAACUCCUCCGUUACUAUACUAGGUAGAAUGACAAAUGAGAUGUCAAAUGAAAGCUUAUAAUCCAAGGAUCGUAGUAAAGGUGAGAAAUUUGACAUAGGCUGUCUGUCUGUCCGACCGCGAAUAUAACUCCUUCGUCACUAUACCAGGUAGAAUGACAAAUGAGGUGUCAAAUGAAAGCUUAUAAUACAAGGAUGGUACUAAAGGUGAGAAAUUUGACAUAGGCUGUCUGUCCGUCCGACCGCGAGUAUAACUCAUCCGUCACUAUACCAGGUAGAAUGACAAAUGAGGUGUCAACUGAAAGUUUAUAAUCCAAGGAUAGUAGUAAAGGUGAGAAAUUAGACCUAGGUUGUCUGUCCGCGAAUAUAACUCCUCCGUCACUAUACCAGGUCGGACGGACAGGCGGACAGACAACAUAUGUCAAACUUCUCAUCUUUAGUACCAUCCUUGGAUUAUAAGCUUUCAUUUGACACCUCAUUUGUCAUUCUACCUGGUACAGUGACGAAGGAAUCAUAUACGCGAUCGGACAGACAGACGGACAGACAGCCUAGGUUAAAUUUCUCACCUUUAGUACCAUCCUUGGAUAAGCUUUCAUUUGACACCUCAUUUGUCAUUCUACCUGGUAUAAUGACGAAGGAGUUGAGUUUGCAAACAGACAGACAAGACGGACGUGGACAUGUUUUCACAUUUUUUCAAAAUUGGUGAAAACAACAACAUAAUAAACUUUACUUAAUUGGUGUUUCAAAACUACUUACUUUUAACACAUUAGGUACACAAUAUUACAAGGUUUCUAGCAAGUUAAACGUCACAAUGAUUUAAAAUAAUCAAGUAAAAACCUAUAUAUACAUAACAUAUUAGAACAUACCUAAAAUACACAAAAAUGAUACAUUUCACACACAAAAUAUAUUUAAUAUAAUAUCACAAAAAAUUGUAACGUGAUAGUAUGAAAAAAUAGAGGAUACGGCAACGGUGUUACAUGUGACGGUCGGCCCGGGUCGGAUUCAAUGCCAAUAUCUACACAGACAUAUAUUAGGGUGCUUUAAAAUCCAAGAUGUCCGAUUAAGGUAUAAUGGAAUCAAAGAAUAUAGACGUAAUAGAAUGGCACUGCCCUGUAACGUUUUAGCAUAGGAUUUUGUGCACCUACUGAGUAGGUGCAUGUGGCCUGACAAUGACUACGGUAUUUUCAAGGGACAAAUAAACGUUACCAUCUGUUCCAUUCAAACUCUUCUUCUAGGAGAGUAUAUAUUCGUUGAUGGAAUUUUACAAACUCCACAAAUCAAAUCUGUCCUAGGAUCCCAGUAACUGGAGGCGAAAAUACGUCGGUAUGGUAUGGUAUAUGAUACACUUCAUCAUAAAAGUCCCAUUUUAUCCUACUUUGAAUCUCGUAAGUGUUGUCUCGUAAGUCGAACGAAUUCGUUAACAAACUUUCAUAAUAUAAAAUUUACUAAUAAAAUGACAAUUAAAAAGGAUAAACGUUUUUUAUCUUAUUUAUUUAUUUAUUUUAUUUUUUUUUUUUUUAAUUUAAAAAGUUCAGGAGGUGGUGAAAUAGAUGUCAGAAUGAAACAAAAAAUCUACAUCGAAAUCUAAUCUGGUAUACUCAUUAAUAUUCAUCUGGGCGGGGUGGUAUUGUUCGAGGUGUGAAAUUCCAUAAACAUUGGAUCUACCUGUUUUAGGAAAUGAUUCCGUGUUUAUAUAAUUUUACACCUCGAACAAUAUCAUCCUGCUCAGCUGAAUAUUGAGGAGUCUCAGAUACCUUGUUUUACUUUAAAUACAUGAUCCACGAAUAAGGAAAUGUAUAGUUCCUAGACAUGAGAGUUAUUCACCAAUUGUCUCUUUGCGGUUAGAAAUUUCCCAAUCACAGAUAAACAUUAACGAAUCAAAGACGUUUGGUACCCUCUUUUUAAUUAAUUUUAAUGCACGUUUGUAAAACGUGCGUUAUUUGAAAAAUCUGUGAAAUAGUUAUAUUUAGGUAUGAUGUAUUUAUAUGACAAGUAGGAUUUUAUUAAAUACUUUUUUGUAUACAUUUUUGUUAGUUAUUUCGAGAGGAAAGACUUUGUCUUUUUUUAAAGGAUUUAUUUAAAAACGUGUAUAAUAUUGUGUUCACAGUAAAAAAUUCAUCUGA